Molecule: messenger RNA, 1190 nt
Organism: Euleptes europaea (tarantolino)
Lineage: Eukaryota; Metazoa; Chordata; Lepidosauria; Squamata; Sphaerodactylidae
Gene: MANSC1
Product: MANSC domain containing 1
Exons: 3
Coding region: 1-1188 (395 amino acids)
Source: RefSeq, a predicted model, not a curated record
AUGUCCAACCGCAUCACUUGGCACUCUGCUUGCAUGGUAGCAAUUCUAUUUUGUGCUAUGCUGGAGCCAUCACAGAGUCAAGGUUGUUCCACGGAGAAGACCGAGAAUGCCACCAUUGAUCUCAAAGUGGCCCUUUCCAGAGGCAUCCGGGGGGCCGAUCCGGUUCACGUUGCAUCUUGGGAAGCUUGCGUCAACUUCUGCUGUUUUGGAAGAAGCAUAUCAGGCAACAAGAAGUGCAACCUAGUCAUCUUUAAACCUCAAAAGAGAGGCAACUCCCCCAAUUGCUACUUGUUUCACUGUCCCACUAUGGAAGCCUGUCCUAUGAAGCAAGCAGUUGGACUGGUAACCUACAGAACAAUAAAAGAUGCAGAGGUUCCAAAACCAACUUCUUCCCUAAACAAGUCCCCGGAUUUAAUUGUGAACGGGAGCUUUGUGUCUCCGAAAGCUGUUGCGCUUGACACUUCUGGCCCAACAACUCCUCCAACUGCGUUGGGUCCUUCUCAAAAGGUUCUCACCCCAAAGAUGAUGAAAACACUCUUGGGCCAGGUAGAGAAACCUGUAGAUAAGAUUCACAGGCACUCCCACCCCCCAGAAGGCGAAGGGACAAAUGCUUCAGAAAGGUCAGAUUCUCUGCCAACACAUCAAACCAUUCAUUCGCUGACCCCAACUAAUACUCCUCAGAACCUACUUCCCAAUACACUAUCCACUGUUAAACUACCUGCUGUUACGCCUUCCACCGAGACAAGGUCUGUGUUCACUGUACCUCCGAGCAAUGCAUCAAGCACGGGACAUGCCACAGCUGACUAUAUGAAUACAUAUGGGGCAACUGUGAGUCCGAGGCGAAGCAGCCCUGCUCCUCAGCCAACGGCCACUUCCCAAGCGAAAGCCAGCAUCCUCAGCCUUCCACCUCCCAGUCUGUCUAAGAGGGUUUCCUCACCUGCGUUACCUGAGGCCCAUCUUAGUCAUGGACAACUGAGUGGGGACAGAGAUGCUCUUAAUGGAGCUCCAGGUGAGAAGUACACUCCCUACUGGGGCGACAAAAGCGUCCUCCUAGCCGCGUUGCUUUUCGGAGUGAUAUUUUUGCUCUUGGCUCAAGUGGUGAUCGGCCGGAAAUUGCUGGAAUCUCUACGGCACAGGCGCUACUCUCGGCUGGACUACUUGAUCAACGGCAUGUAUGCCAACACAUGAUG